AUGGAGGUUGUUUUGGCUAUAAACCGUUGUGCUGAGCUUUGGUCAAGCGUUUUAGCAGAUAAAUUGUUUAACGGAAAAAAGUUGUUUGCUUGGAUUUCAAUUCCAGUAAUUUAUGGUUUAGCAAUGGCAUUCUUUACAAAGACAGUAGCUUUCAGUAGCAUUUACUUUGGUUGGUUUUUUAAUCCACAUCUGUCAUACAUUGAAGAUACCAAUGAAACUUAUGAGAAUUUACUACAUUCAAUACAUAAUAAUAUAAUAUUGGCAUUAUUAGUGAUUAUUUAUAUUUUGUUUUACAUUAUUUUGCUAAUUAGAUCCAAAGAUCGAAGACAGCCAAUUGAUCAGCAAACUUUUUCAGAAAAAUUGAUAUUCCUGCAAGUAUUUUUGAUUAGUCUAACUAAUGCUACAGCUGCUUUUAUUUAUUUUUAUAUGCAAUAUUUUCAUGUUAACGAAAUGUUGAUUAUUCUUGGACUUUUUAGUUGGGUUAAUGCGCAUGGUAAUACCUAUGUAUAA
This is a messenger RNA of Meloidogyne enterolobii, 510 nucleotides long. NCBI's taxonomy places the organism in Eukaryota, Metazoa, Nematoda, Chromadorea, Rhabditida, Meloidogynidae. The record is from the annotation of a GenBank genome assembly.